ACAUGGACGACCGAUGGUUUACUCGUUCAAACUUGUUCAAACCCUCACAUUGUAGCUGACAGUAGUACUUCCUCUUCGACUCAUUCAUGUCUGUAUUGUUUUUAAUGGUUGUAUUCGAAGUUCCGAUGGUGUCAUAUUUUAGAAAAACUUGAGGAUUUGCAAAGUAAUUGAUAGAAGUACCAACGAUAAACCAUCGGACGGCCAGUUUUUUUAGUGCAGGCGAUACCCACCAGACAUCGCAGCGAUAUAUAAUUAUAGUUAUAGUACAUAUAUAUAUAUAUAUAUAAUUAUAGUCCCCAAUUAUAGUUCACAUAACACAUAUAAUAAAUACAUAGACUGCUGGUACGGGUGGUGGAUGCUGCCCAAGAAAUAGAAAAGAAGCGCGGUUUUGUUGCCGGUUUCUCUCUUCGUCGAAUAGUUCCCAGAGUGUGGCAAGAACAGCACGUCAUUUAUGAUCCACCAAUCAGUGAACAGAAUUGGUAGGAUACAAGUUCAGGCCGUUGACGAGCUUUAUAUACCACAGUUGUAGGUGAUUCAUGAGACAAUCAAGGCGAACCUAAUCAUUAUAAUAUCAACAAAAUGUUUUCGAGUGGUCCGAAUUAUUCAAAAUUAAAGACACACCUAAGACUGGCUAUAAAUAGAUUGAAACUCUUGGAAAAAAAGAAAACAGAAUUGGCGCAGAAGGCAAGAAAGGAAAUUGCUGAUUAUAUUGCCGCAGGAAAAGUGGAGAGAGCAAAAAUACGGGUUGAACACAUUAUCAGGGAAGAUUACAUGGUUGAGGCUAUGGAACUAAUGGAAAUGUACUGUGAUCUUUUGUUGGCUAGAUUUGGACUCAUCCAACAGAUGAAAAAUUUGGAUGAAGGCCUUGCGGAAGCGAUAUCAACAGUUAUCUGGGCAGCUCCAAGACUCCAGACAGACAUUCAGGAAUUGAAAGUAAUAGCAGAUAUUCUUACAUCCAAGUAUGGCAGACAAUACACAGAAGCCUGCAAAGAUGAGGCAGUACAGACGAUAUCUGAAAAGCUCAAACAUAAAUUGAGUGUUCAGUCCCCAUCAAAAUUAUUGGUUGAAAAGUAUAUAAUUGAAAUUGCCAAGAACUACAAUGUUGAGUACGAACCUGAUCCUCAGGUGAUGGCUGAGGGACAAGAUACAUUGUUGAUUGAUGUUGAUGGUGGAGGGCAGCUUCCAAAUAACUUGGACAGUGCUGGUGCUCAUUUUGGUAAUGCAGAUCCCGUUGGGUUCAUUGGAUUCCCUCAGGCACCUAAGCUGCCUGAACCCCCGUCUAAUUUCGGUGCAAUGGGUGGAGGGGAGAAGCCCAAAGGUAUCCCAAUGGGUUUUGUGUCACCGGGUGCUCCAAUGAUGCCGGAGAAAGAUCAAAAUAUUCCAUUCAACCCAGCUGCAUUCUCUUAUAAUAUUCCUUUGGAUAAUGCAAAUACAAAUAAACCAGAUGAUGAUUUGCCGCCACCUUACUCAUUCCCUCCCGAUUUGAAUAAACAGUCGGAUAUUAAACCUAAACCACAACCGAGAUCAAAAAUGCCCAUGAAUGACUUUCAACUGCCAGAUCUACCAGCUGUUCCAUCAGACAAUGAUACACCAGGACGUAGUGGUGACAAUGAUGAUAUUGACUUUGAUGACCUUAUGAAACGUUUCGAAGACCUUAAAAAGAGCAAGUGAAUUUUCUUAAUCGAAAAACAUUUGGCUCUUUCCAGAAUACUUCAUUUUCACCCCCACAGGUUUAUCAAUUCUUAAUGAACUGUCUCAAUUUUAUUGGCUAGUAUUGGCUUGGUUUGUUGAUUGGUUGCACCAAGCCUUAUAAAUUAAUUUGACCUUAAAGGUCAAUUUUGUAAUUGAAAUAAAUAACAAUGGGGUUUAUUUUUUUUAUCAGUC
Messenger RNA from Diachasma alloeum, 1884 nucleotides. It is a transcript of the gene Ist1, whose product is annotated as IST1 homolog. Gene Ontology annotation, biological process: protein transport. Bases 580 to 1671 code for a protein of 363 amino acids. NCBI's taxonomy places the organism in Eukaryota, Metazoa, Arthropoda, Insecta, Hymenoptera, Braconidae. The transcript is spliced from 5 exons. The record is from RefSeq and is a predicted model, not a curated record.